AUGCCAAAUUCGACAACGUUGGGAAGAUUUAUGGCACAUAUAGAAGAGAGCAAGUCUUCAUCAAUAGAGGCAUCAGAGUCAUUAUUUGAAAAAGAUCUACUAUAUGAGAUUCCCGAAGGUACAAAAACACAAGAAGAACUUAAAGAACAGCCUAAAGAAAGCAAAAUUGAAUCAAAUGGAACAGGUAAUGGACCUAGUAGAAUUCUAAUUAUUGGAGUUGCAAUUGCAAUAAUUAUUAUUGUAAUUGUAGUUGUCUGUGUUCUUGUUUGGUUCUUCGUUUUUAGGAAGAAAUCUGAUGAGAAAGAGUCAGAAUCUGGAGAAAAGGUUUAA
Messenger RNA from Trichomonas vaginalis G3, 330 nucleotides. Its product is annotated as glycoprotein 38 family. Bases 1 to 330 code for a protein of 109 amino acids. The record is from RefSeq and is a predicted model, not a curated record. The transcript has a single exon. Lineage: Eukaryota; Parabasalia; Trichomonadida; Trichomonadidae.